Molecule: messenger RNA, 2688 nt
Organism: Strongylocentrotus purpuratus (purple sea urchin)
Lineage: Eukaryota; Metazoa; Echinodermata; Echinoidea; Camarodonta; Strongylocentrotidae
Product: dorsal-ventral patterning tolloid-like protein 1
Exons: 10
Coding region: 1-1785 (594 amino acids)
Molecular function (GO): protein binding
Source: RefSeq, a predicted model, not a curated record
AUGUCACGCCGUGCUCCGAUGGCGAGGUUCAACUCGGUGACGAUGGCCAGCUACCGACGGGUCAGAAUAUUCUUCUCUUCCUUCACCCUCGAGAACCCCAACGACCUCAACAUAUGCAACUUCGACUACCUGGCCAUCUAUGACGGCGGGUCCGACGUCGACCCGAGCCUGGGGAUGUUCUGCGGUCCACAGAACCCACCAGCCACCAUCACCACGGGCAACGAGCUCUACGUUGUGUUCCAUACCGACUCGUCCAUUCAGAAGACCGGAUUCCGAGCGGAGAUCACUGACGUGCCUAUAGAUUAUGUCGAACCCGUACCGACUCCUGCACACGGCCUCUGCUACUAUACCUACACUGAAGAACAUGGUGUGUUCUACUCACCGGGCUUUCCUGAUUACUACGGCAGUAGUCUAAAGUGUACAUACAUCGUCACCAGCAGCAAGGCAGAUAAUACCAUAUUGCUUCGAUUCCCCUCGUUCGACGUGGAAGAGUCCAUCAAUUGCGUCUACGAUUAUGUAGAGAUUCGAGAUGGUGAUUCCGAGACCAGUGAGCUCCUCAACCGCUACUGCGGGGCUUCCCUGCCAGAAAAUACGAUAUCGUCGACUGGUCCGGCGAUGUUCGUACGAUUCCGUUCUGAUUCGUCGAAUGUAUUCAAGGGUUUCUACGCCGAAUACGCAGACUCCGACACGGGGUUUCAGGAUGACAACGGCAAUUCAAACUCCAAUCAGUUCUCAGUUUGUGACCUGUCUCAUGCUGCACUGACCGAGAAAGGGGGCGCCAUAGUGUCUCAUGAGUCCUACUCGCAGGGAAGCUAUGAUGAUUCUCAGUACUGCACCGUCACCAUCAUCGCUUCACGGGCGCACGAAAGAAUAUUCUUUGAUCUCAUCGAGAUUGACCUGCCGCCAUCAAAUGACUGCGGAGCGAGCGGGGACUAUCUCCAACUUCUCGACGGCGACGCGAGCGCGCAGAACUCAGAAACACUCGGCUUCUUCUGCGGCCAAGGCGUGGGACGAUAUACCACCGAGAACUCUUUUGCCGUUGUUCGGUUUAUCUCCGACAGUGUGCCGAACUCUGAACUUGAGGGAUUCAAACUUGUUUAUUCCAUCUUUUAUACAGAUGAAAACGGGUGCGAAGAUGGUGACUGGCAUUGUGAUAACAACAGAUGCAUCGCAAAGAAUCUAAUCUGUGAUGGUUACGACCACUGCAGGGAUAACUCAGAUGAAGAAAGAGGCUGCAGGCAACUUUCAACGAGGAUCUGGAUGAUCGCUGUCGGGGUGAGCGCGGCCAUCAUCAUUAUGGUCGUUGUCGCAGGGUGUCUCUUUUACAAGUGGUCCAAUCGAAAAUCAGCUCUAAACCCCUCCUACGAAGCUUCGAGCCCCACCUCAACAGCGGCUCCAAUGAACAGCGCUAAUUCGCAAAUCCCAGCAAGCAAAACGAUGACCGCGGUCACCAUCUCGAGGAACGACGACAUAACCACCGCUCAUUCUCCUCGUCGAUUAGGACGUCGUCACAGCAACGCCGUCGAGCCUUUAGAAUUCACGCCGACCACCCCGCCGCCUCCAUCUUACGGCGACGUCACUUCGAACCAGGAACCGACAAAAUACCUCGAAUUCGGACGAGGGAAAAGUAAAACCGAAUCCCGGUCCCGAGAACCGAGACUAAAACCGUUGUCGUUAUUACCGUCGUCGGAACCAACGCGGGAAUCGACGACAGUUCUGAAUAUGGAGUCGUUGCCAACAGGGAGUAGGAACGUCCUGCCGCCGAUCAAAAAUGAUGAUAGGUGAUCCAUGUGAAAAAAAAUUGAGAAGUACUCCAUUCUUUAAGAUUCUUAAUUUGUUUCAUCUGUUUAAUGCAAUCUCUGACUUAAAUACUAUAUUACAUGUCAUUUUGUAAUUUUAUACGCCAUAAAUAUGCCAAAUGUACAGUUUUAUUACAAAUAAAUUAAUGUAAAUAUUUUAAAUUAUUGUACAUAAUACUUUGACGAUUGGACGAAGGUCUAUGAUGAAUGAUACUUGUUUUUAUUGAUGCUAGCUGAAAGCCAUAUAUUUAAAUGAGGAUCAGAAUGGCCUCAUAUAUUAUAGGACUGAUGCAAUAUUAUUAUUGUUCGGCAAAAUUUAAUAAAUUGGAGUUGUAAAGCUCUCUUGUUUUUCCACUGACCAAGCUUAAAUUUGAUGAAUACUGGAAAUACAUUAAUUAAAAUAAAAAUCUUUAGGUAGAAUGGAAAUGAGUAAAUACAAAGGAUGUUUAUUCGAAUUUCGCUAGAAAAGAUCAAUCAUUAUGAAAUCCAAUAGAAAGAAACAAAAAAGGUUCAAGGAUAGGUAUCUUGAAUGAUCAUUGGAAAUAAUCCCUAUCAUGUGGAGAAUUUUAAUAGCACAAUCAUCGUACAAAUUAAUUACCAGCAUUCACGUUUCCAAACAAAAAAUAAAAUGUUUGCAGUUACAUCGUUGUCAAAAUUUUCCCAAGGUGUUCCUAAAAAACAAACACUAGAUUUCUUGAACUUGAUGUGCAAAUGGUGUCCUUACGUAUCAAAUAGUUUCAUAACAUUUCGGAUCUGCUGGGUCCUGUUUCAUAAAAGUUAUGACUAGUAACAAGUUACAAUAAUUGAUAUGAGUUGCUGAAGUUGCAUUUCUCAUAGAUAACAACUUUUUUGAAAAUAAAACAUGGCCCUAAAUUCUAGCUCCAGUAUA